AAUGACAGCGCAGAACCCGCCCACAGGACAGGACACACAGAGCCGAGCCACCCCACCCACCAUCGGCGACCAGCAGCCAGCCGCGGGAGCGAGCUGUUUAAAGACACCGAGUCGGAGUCGGACGGAGGACUGGCAGGCACAACCGAAGCCACCGCUUCUAGUUCUCGGGUUCAUCGCCAGCAAUCCAGACCACAUAAUGGGACAGCCGGUGACGAGGAGGAGGGAGAGGGACGCGGAGGCGGAGCUGGACCUGCCGCCGGGGUUCCGGUUCCACCCCACAGACGACGAGCUGGUGGAGCACUACCUGUGCCGCAAGGCGGCGGGGCAGCGCCUCCCCGUGCCCAUCAUCGCCGAGGUGGACCUGUACAGGUUCGACCCGUGGGACCUGCCGGAGCGCGCGCUCUUCGGGGCCCGGGAGUGGUACUUCUUCACGCCCAGGGACCGCAAGUACCCCAACGGCUCCCGCCCCAACCGCGCCGCCGGCGACGGGUACUGGAAGGCCACCGGCGCCGACAAGCCCGUCGCGCCGCGCGCCGCCGCCGCCGACGCCCGCACGCUCGGGAUCAAGAAGGCGCUCGUCUUCUACGCCGGCAAGGCGCCGCGCGGGGUCAAGACAGACUGGAUCAUGCACGAGUACAGGCUCGCUGACGCCGGCCGCCGCGCCAAGAAGGGGUCGCUCAGGUUGGAUGACUGGGUGCUGUGCCGGCUGUACAACAAGAAGAACGAGUGGGAGAAGAUGCGGCUGGGGAAGGGGGCAGCCGCCGGCGCAGUCAAAGAGGAGGAGGCCAUGGACAUGAGCACCUCCCACUCGCAGAUCACCCACUCGUGGGGCGAGACGCGCACGCCGGAGUCGGAGAUCGUGGACAACGACCUGCCGUUCCCGGAUCCGGCGAUGAUGGUGCCCAAGAAGGAGCGGGUGGACGACGGCGGCAGCGCCAGGACCAGCGACCUGUUCGUGGAUCUCAGCUACGACGACAUCCAAGGCAUGUACAGCGGCCUCGACAUGCUGCCGCCGGCCGGCGAGGACUUGUACUCCUCGCUCUUCGCGUCGCCCAGGGUCAGGGGGAACCAGCCCACCGGACCCGCGGGGUUGGGCCCCUUCUGAGUGAGCUCAGGCGAGGAUGGAGGCAUGGAGAUCAGGAGAGAAGACGGACGGCGUUGCCAACUCUGUAAAUACAGCAUAGGACGAGGAGUCGAACCUGACUGAACCUGGUCGGGGUUACAAGUCGAGUGUGUCGGUGUUUCGUACAUGGGAACCGGGCCUUACAUGGGAGCCGGCCCGGUCUUGGUUUGGCGCUGGCUCAUUCUUUAGUUUCACUUCCUGCGCAGACGGUAGAUGUGUAUGCAUAGCUGUUCACUAUCACUUCCUCUUCAACAGAACCGAUUCACUCCG
Molecule: messenger RNA, 1393 nt
Organism: Zea mays
Lineage: Eukaryota; Viridiplantae; Streptophyta; Magnoliopsida; Poales; Poaceae
Exons: 2
Coding region: 2-1105 (367 amino acids)
Biological process (GO): regulation of DNA-templated transcription
Molecular function (GO): DNA binding
Source: RefSeq, marked validated